Messenger RNA from Bipolaris oryzae ATCC 44560, 1158 nucleotides. RefSeq lists its product as uncharacterized. The record is from RefSeq and is a predicted model, not a curated record. NCBI's taxonomy places the organism in Eukaryota, Fungi, Ascomycota, Dothideomycetes, Pleosporales, Pleosporaceae. Gene Ontology annotation, molecular function: FAD binding; monooxygenase activity. Bases 1 to 1158 code for a protein of 385 amino acids. The transcript has a single exon.
AUGGCAAUAGCCCUCGGAUGCAUCAAAGCCGGCAUCGACGUCAAGGUGUAUGAACGAUAUCCCUAUGCCAGGCCAGCGGGAAACAUCCUCAACCUAUGGCCACCGGCCAUACAUGCACUCAAGUGCAUGGGCGUGAAUACCACGGACCUCGGAGCUGCCUCGCCUGCAACCACAUUCCGGAACCCCAGUGGACAUGUACGUGCUACGGUACGGCUGGCAGAUGAUGUCGUGGAGAAAUACGACGGUGGUUUCCUUGGGCUUUUGCGACCAGAUCUGUACAAGCGGAUGUUGUCAGCUAUCCCUGAGGGCGUCAUGGAAUUCAAUAAGUCAGUGACUGCAUUCGAAGACACGGGCGACUGUGUCCGGAUGACAUUAGGCGACGGUACCAUCGUCCAAGCCGCCGUCGUCAUCGGUGCCGAUGGCAUCGACUCUUCCGUCCGCACUCACCUUUGGGGCCAAAGUCCACGAAGAAACCACGACCUCCACGUUAUCGGCGGCUUCACCUUCGAUACCACCGACGGCGUCAUCCCCGACGAAUGCGUCAUCACCCACGAUCCCCAAGUCCAGGGCACAUACGGACCUCUUCUGAGCCAGGGCCGCAAAGGCCUCCAGUGGUGGUUCGUCGAGUCAUGGCCUGAUGACAAACCCGUAGAAGAAGACCUUAAGAGCCGUGCUCAGAUGCUGUCGAAAAGAUUUCCGGGACCCCUCAGUGACCUGGUGCAGGGUACUGCACCAGAAGAUGUUGUCAUGUGGCCAAUCCGUGAUAGAGUGCCACUUAAGAAAUGGUCCAAGGGCCGCAUGAGUCUUGCUGGAGACGCCGCACACGCUACAUCUCCCUACGCUGCUUACGGCGCGGGAAUGUCAAUCUCAGACGGGUAUUUCAUUGCGCAGAGUCUGUACAAGAUUGAUCUCUCCGACACAAAUGCGGUUGCGAACGCGCUGGAGCGGUACGAGGGGUAUCAGCUGGCACAUACGACACACAUGGUUGAAUCGGCAUAUUUUGUUGGGAGGCUCUUCCAUCAUGUUCCGUUUCCGCUGAAUUAUUUGCGGAAUCUCGUGCUUGACUGGACGCCGAUGUUGCAGCGGGAAGUUGGUGAUAAGAACCCUGAGGAGAUUACUGGGCAGUUGAGGCUGAUGGGACGGGACAUUACUGUCUAG